Myotis myotis is the source of this 793-nucleotide messenger RNA. RefSeq names its product corticoliberin-like. Lineage: Eukaryota; Metazoa; Chordata; Mammalia; Chiroptera; Vespertilionidae. Gene Ontology annotation, biological process: negative regulation of glucagon secretion; negative regulation of epinephrine secretion; positive regulation of cortisol secretion. The record is from RefSeq and is a predicted model, not a curated record. Gene Ontology annotation, molecular function: corticotropin-releasing hormone activity. The transcript is spliced from 2 exons. Bases 212 to 793 code for a protein of 193 amino acids. Gene Ontology annotation, cellular component: extracellular region.
GCUGCGUGAUUUCUGAAGAGGAUCGACGCUAUAAAAUCCCACUCCAGGCUCUGGUGUGGAGAAACUCAGAGCCCAAGUCCGUUGAGAGACUGAAGAGAAAGAGAAGAGGGAAGAAAAAACCCACAGUGGAAACAGAAAGGAGAAAGAAAGAAAACCCCUGAAAAAGCCUGGAGACAUUAAUCUGCAGCAGCGCCCCGGAAGUGCUUCUAACAUGAGACUGCCGCUGCUCGUGUCCGCGGGCGUCCUGCUCAUGGCUCUCCUGCCCUGCCCGCCAUGCAGGGCCCUCCUCAUCCGGGGGCCUGUCCCAGGCGCCCGACAGGCCCCACAACUUCCCCAACCCCUAGAUUUCUUCCAGCCGCCGCGGCGGCGGCAGGUCCUUCCAGUUCAGCCGGUCCCACUCACCACGGGGGAAGAAUACUUCUUCCGCCAGGGUAACCUCAACGAGAGCCCCGCUGCUCCCCUCUGGUCAGCCUCCUCGCCCCUCGCCCGCCGCAGCAGCAGCCACCUUUCUCCUCACAAGGUAGCCGCCAAUUUUUCCCGCGCAUUGAGGCAGCUGCGAUCGCUUCCCUGGCGCCCGCUUGACAGCCCGGCGGGUCCAAUUGAGCGUGGUGCCGAGAGAGCCCUCAGCUGUCGUCAGGAGGACCCGGAAAAGGAGAGGCGAUCCAGAGCAUUUGAAACCUCUGUGGAUGUCCCCUAUAUUAUCCUCCGACAACUCUUGGAAAUAGAAAGAAAAAAGAAGUAUGCAGAGCAAGCUGAAAAAAACAGGCAACUGAUGGAGAGUAUUGGGAAAUGA